AGAAAAAAAAGUACACGCAAAGCAUGUUUAUCUAAUCGAACCAUUCCCGCUAACGGCCUGUCCCGUCGAAUGAUUACAUCGCGAAAUACUUCAGGGCAACGAGCUUCCCCCCUUCCCUCUCGGUUGGUAUCGCUUCGUCUUCCGCAAUUAGGCAACCGCAUUUUAUUUUUAGAUCGCAACGUUACGUCUGCUAUUGCCUGGCCGACCGUGUGUGGUGCGUGCAGCGUGCAGCAUAGUUGCAUCGUUCUAUCACCUCGCUGGUAACUGUGCAAAGUUGUAGGCAAUGUCGGACGAUUUCGUUAGGAAAGUCCUGCAAAUUCCUGCACUAGGACGAAUUUUCAAUCUGGGAACUCUUUACGAUUCUCUGACCGACACCAUCAUUCAAGGCGAGGGGAUUUGGACGGAAAACGAUUUAAAAACGGUCACAACUACUCGCAACGAGGGCAUCAGUUUCUCACUGAUCGCACAGAAUAAUUGGAGCCAAAUAUUUCAAGAUCUCAAAGUAGACGGUUCCCUUCAGAUCAGUCUACUAGCGGGCCUGAUGGAACUCAAAGGAUUGGCCGAGUAUCUGACGAAGACGACAAAAACAAAUUUUCGUGAAUCCAGCGUUCACGUCAGAUGUCACUGCCACACCCUUCUCAAGGAAUUUUCUAAGGGCCAAUUAGAAGACGGCCAGAUUAGUUAUCUCCAACUCGCACGGGCCGGUGGCAACGGUACGGCAACUCACGUCAUCUCCCAGAUCCAGUACGGUGCCGAAGCCAUUUUUACUCUGACAACAAGCCUAGCAGAAUCAGACGACGUAAGCGAAGCGAAUAGCCGAUUACAAGUCUACGCCGGAAACUUGGUAAAAAUUCUGUCCGGAAGCGCGGAUGCUGACGGAAGCGUUGCGGAAAAUAAUUGCGAUAAUGAACUAAACAUCCGUUGUCAUUUUAAAAGCGAUUUUCAACUUCCCGACAACUUCAAAUGUCCAACUACGUACGCAGAGGCCAUAACAUUUGCUAGAAAUUUCACUCAAGUUUUAUAUAAUUCGAUUUCUAAAGACAAUUCAACUGGAAACGAGCCCCUCGGUGUGCCACAGUUCGUUUUCCUCUACCCUUUGGCGUUGCUAAAAGAUGGACAAAGUGCACCAGUUUUAAAAAAUGGAAUGAGCGAUGCUCUGGUUUACGAAUGCGUCCGGCAGAUGGAAGACUACGACAAAGUGGAAGGAAAAAUCUUGUACAUGUUCAACGACCCUCUGGCAACAAAAUUGAACCCAUUUAACAAGAAGAUACAAGAUUUCCAGCAACAUUAUUCUGCCUUCCGUGUGGACCUCCAAUCAAAAUUAAGAGAAAUGGUCAUCAACAUUCGCAGCGGAUUAGACAACGUAAAUUCGUUCAAACAACUUUUGACUCAUAUCAGCAGUGAAACAUUUACAUUCAACUCAAAUCGACUAAGUCAAUGGCUAGAAGAGAAACACGACGAACUCUGCGUGAUGCGGAGGAUUCAAAAUCAAUUAAUCACCCAUCAAAUCGGUUUGACAGAUAGAGUCGCCCUAUUUCCUAGUGCGGAAGCGCUUCAAGAACAAAUGGCCAAUCAGUCAGUCAACUUUGGCUUCGAACUGGCCUUCUCCUCGCUAGCUCGCCCGGAGCCUUUUCUAGAUCUCAUGUCAAAUCAAACGGAUGUGACAGCAACAAACGAUGAGCAUCUCUGGUACAAAAAUGACGAGAUCCUCAAGCGGAUCGAGAAAGAAAUCGGAGUUAUCGCCAAACUAAUUCAAUCAAAAUACAAUGACGUCAAAUUCGCCUUUGCCAUCACAGCACCUGAUCAGUACAACGAAACAGUCGCAUCAGAGUCGUCCAUCAUUGUCCACCAGCAGCAGAGAAAGACUUACGGAUGGGAGGCCAUUCAGAUUUUGUGUCAGCACUACCCGAAAGAUAAAAUCAUCGACAUCGUCCGGCUCAUCAGCGAUGCCGAGAUCACCGAUUACUGGAAUCAAUUGAAUUUCCUGGCCCUGUGUCGCUACUACGACAAGGAAAAUCUGAUCGACAUGGUCCGACUCUUCCUGGAACGCGGAGUCGACCUCAUCAACUGCAAAACGGAAGACGGAUGGAACGCCCUGCUACUCCUCUGCAGGUAUUACAAACACGAAAAUUUGUUCGACCUGGCCCGGCUGCUCCUGGCCAGAGGGAUCGACGUCAACUGCAAGAGCAACGGAGAACUCAACGCCCUUCACCUCGUCUGCCGCUACUACGACAGAGAAAAUUUGUCGGAAAUAGUUCGGCUGUUUAUCGAGCGCGGAAUCGACAUCAACUGCCAAUUCAACGAAGAGUGGAACGCUUUCCUCUUCUUCUGCCGGAAUUACCAGAAGGACAAUCUGCUGGGCAUCGUUCGACUCUUCCUCACCAAGAACAUCGACGUCAACUGCAAGACGAAAGGGGGAAACAACGCCCUCCUAUUCCUGUGUCGCUACUACGACAAGAAAAAUUUAAUCGAAAUCAUUCGACUGUUGCUCGAGAAGGGGAUAGACGUCAAUUGCAAAAACAACGAAGGCUGGAACGCUCUGUACUUGGUGUGCCGAUAUUACGAGCGGGAAAAUUUAGUUCAAAUCGUCAAACUAUUCCUCAAACGGAAGAUCGACGUCAAUUGCAUCAACAGCGAAGGCUGGAACGCCCUCCAGUUGGUGUGUCGCUACUACAAGAAGGAAAAUCUAAUCAACAUCGUCAAACUGCUCCUGGAUAAAAACAUUGAAACCAACUGCAAGACCAACAGCGGAUGCAAUGUUCUCCACACCAUUUGCCGCUACUACCACAACCGCAAUCUAAUCGAAAUCGUCCAACUGCUCCUCGACACUGGAAUCUUCGUCAGCUUCACCAACAACGAAGGAUGGAACGCCCUACUGAACGUCUGUCGAUAUUAUCCGAACGACAAUUUAAUCGAGCUGGUUGAACUCUUCCUGGAACGAGGGAUCGAUGUCAAUUGGGUCAAUAACGAAGGCUGGAACGCCCUUCAUUUGGUUUGCCGAUUUUACAAACAAGACAAUUUGAUUGACGUCGUGGAACUGCUGCUCGAUUACGACAUUGAUAUCAACAGCAAGACGAAAGAAGGUUGCAACGCCCUCCAUUUCGUUUGUCGACGAUAUUAUCAGAAAGAAAAUUUGGUGGAAGUCGCCGAAUUGCUCCUCGACAGCGGAAUCUCAGUCAACUGCAAGAACAAUGAUGGCUGGAACGCUUUGCACAACGUUUGCCGAUACCAACAGAAAAAGAACAUGAUGGACCUUGUGCCACUUUUGAUUCGACACAAAAUCGACAAGAAUGCGACGGCGACCGGCGGCGGGGGUAUAACUGGAACUGCGCGUUCCAUCCUCUUGAAUCGCUACAAGGAAGAGAACGUCCAGGAAAUUCUCCAAAUUUUAGAUUCGAAGGCAUUUUGAUAACAUUUAAAACUGGACUCGUGUUAACUCUAAUUGUUAUUAUUUAGAGUUUAUCUUAAUACAAGAUAUGGAGAUGACAUC
Molecule: messenger RNA, 3490 nt
Organism: Daphnia pulex (common water flea)
Lineage: Eukaryota; Metazoa; Arthropoda; Branchiopoda; Diplostraca; Daphniidae
Exons: 3
Coding region: 284-3409 (1041 amino acids)
Molecular function (GO): protein binding
Source: RefSeq, a predicted model, not a curated record